AUGGCACCACCAGCUCGACCGACGGUGGUGUGUGAUUCCAUGACCAAGCAGCAAUCGUGCACGAAACCGCGCGAUCAGAGAAGAGUUCUUAGAAGAGGAAACCAUAUUAUAGAAUUCACUGUGCCGGUGACAGUCCACGAUAUCAGCAGAGGAGAUCUCGCCAGGAUUCGGCAGUGCUCCGGUGAUGGAGGGAGAAUGAGGGUGCUGCAGCAAUUGGCUGCCAGUGCGGGAAAUACCCAAAGCGAUUCAGCCGGCAAUGUGACAGACGAUAAGAUUCUUCCAGAACACGGACAGGUGUGCUUUCCAUCAGCCUUAUAUGAAUACAUUAUGGAGAUCUACAGAACAGAAGUGGACGUCAUAGAGAGAAGACAUGGCGUGAAGAUUGAUCAUCGCUCCUCACCAGGAGGAAACACAGUUGUCUCAUUCAUCCCUCUGGGACCAGACUCCUCACCCGAGAAAGCCAGGGAGAUCUAUACAGACAAGUUGCAGAAGGUGAUGGGUGACUGGAGUCAGGAAAGAGUAGAUCCCUCAGGUGUCCCCCUGACAUUCUCUGACAUCAAACAACGAGUGAAGGACCGCUGGAGGAAGAUCCUGGUGUUACAGGAAGGGAACACGGACAUCAUUCUUCGAGGUCCCAGAGAUGAGUUGUCCCAGGCCAUACAAUUCCUAAAGAAGGAUGACUAUAAACCUGCUCGCCCUCGCAGGGCUCCCACCAUCUCCUCCGGUGAUAUCAGGACGGAGAUCCCGGUAGAUGUCAGACACAUGGACAUCCUGAAGAAACUAAAGAGCAGAGAGAUUUCUGACAUCGAGCGGAAGUACAAUGUGAAGAUGGAUGAAGUUAAGAAAAAUGGCGGCGUACUUGUCACCUUCAGAGCCAUAGAUGCGACCCCCGACCUUUCACCCCACGCUUCUUACAGCUUCACCACUCUUCUGCAGAAAACUUUCUUUAAUAUCGAAAAAAAACUGAUCAGCGUGAAGCCGGAAUUCCAGGAGGAAAGAGUCAGCGUGCUGCAGGAAGAGCUGAUGAUGCGAGGAGUAGACAUUGUGAUGGAAUAUUCCAGCGGCUCUGUGCUCCUCAUCGGUCAUCCGGUCCAUGUCGCUUUUGCUGCGGGGGAACUCAGUGGCAGCCAGAAUUCAGGCAGAGAGGGUUACUAA
Molecule: messenger RNA, 1155 nt
Organism: Nanorana parkeri
Lineage: Eukaryota; Metazoa; Chordata; Amphibia; Anura; Dicroglossidae
Product: E3 ubiquitin-protein ligase DTX3L-like
Exons: 3
Coding region: 1-1155 (384 amino acids)
Source: RefSeq, a predicted model, not a curated record